This is a messenger RNA of Blastomyces dermatitidis ER-3, 237 nucleotides long. RefSeq lists its product as uncharacterized. The record is from RefSeq and is a predicted model, not a curated record. The annotation marks the transcript as partial. The transcript has a single exon. Lineage: Eukaryota; Fungi; Ascomycota; Eurotiomycetes; Onygenales; Ajellomycetaceae.
AACAUUGAGAAGGCAGCUCUGCUCUCUGAGUAUGUUAAUCUGCUUAUCACUGAAAUGGAAUCUGAGACAGCAGACCAGAAAAUGCAGGAUUUUGAGAUACAGAUUGACCUGGCUGAGAGAGAGCAGCAGGAACCCUUCUCUGAGAAGGCAGUGAAGAGAGAUUUUGAGAUGAUUAUCACCUCAGAUGAGAAGAAGAAGAAGAAGAAGAAGAAGAAGAAGAAGAAGAAUGAGAAGUGA